AUGGCAGGGCGGAACUUGCCGCUUGAAGCUCCGUUGCGGCCGCGAUACGUUGGUGCAGCCGACGUUGCGGAGUGGAAAGUCAUGGUCGUCUUUGCACUGAUCGUCAUUAACAAGGCCGGUGGUCUCAUUUACCACCGCGAAUUCCACGAGGGCUUGAACAAGCUCAGCGUUAACGACUAUCUGGUCCUUGCUGGCACGUUUCAUGGAGUGCAUGCCAUCACAAAGAACCUCUGUCCACUACCUCGAACCCCUGGACAGCCGCCGACAGGAAUCGAAGUCCUUGAGAGUGAAAGCUUUAGGCUGCAAUGCUUCCAGACCUUGACCGGCACCAAGUUUCUCCUAUUUACAGAACCGCACCAGCCGAAUAUCGAUGGUAUUAUUCGGAAAGUGUACGAGCUCUAUUCGGACUAUGUCAUGAAGAACCCCUUCUAUCAGAUUGAAAUGCCGAUACGGUGUGACGCGUUUGACAGGCAUUUGGCAAGUUACAUCAAGCCCCGGCAAUAA
This is a messenger RNA of Xylona heveae TC161, 504 nucleotides long. Its product is annotated as Sybindin-like protein. Bases 1 to 504 code for a protein of 167 amino acids. Gene Ontology annotation, cellular component: TRAPP complex. Gene Ontology annotation, biological process: endoplasmic reticulum to Golgi vesicle-mediated transport. NCBI's taxonomy places the organism in Eukaryota, Fungi, Ascomycota, Xylonomycetes, Xylonales, Xylonaceae. The transcript has 4 exons. The record is from RefSeq and is a predicted model, not a curated record.